Molecule: messenger RNA, 3636 nt
Organism: Mya arenaria
Lineage: Eukaryota; Metazoa; Mollusca; Bivalvia; Myida; Myidae
Product: tRNA N6-adenosine threonylcarbamoyltransferase, mitochondrial-like
Exons: 12
Coding region: 2544-3590 (348 amino acids)
Biological process (GO): tRNA threonylcarbamoyladenosine modification
Cellular component (GO): mitochondrion
Source: RefSeq, a predicted model, not a curated record
UAACCAUCAUUGACGGAUGGGUACAAAUUUAUUCGAUAAAAAUCAACAUGUAUAAAAAAUGGUGGACUGCUACGCUCAUUUCGUGACCCAGAGUAUAUUUAUGUGAAAAUAACGACUCUAACGACAAAUCCAACCCAGUUAAGAUCACUGUUAGAUAUGAUUCAAAUAUGCUGAUGUUACCUUCUGAGAUCAUCACUUUCAAUGAAAAACAUCACUACAAUUGGUUGGACUGCUAGAUUGGUAGCAACGUGAUGGACAGCUAGUAACUGACAUGCUAUUGUUGGUUUGGCAUCUAUUGCUUACUGGGCCGCUAUAUUGGAUGGACCAUACGUGUUGGUUGAACAAUUAUAAAUGGUUGGACUGGAAGUGUUGGUUGGACGGCUACCAGACAAAUCGGCCCCUUACCAAAUCGGCCCCUAGCUCAGACGGUUACCUUUUCGGCCCCUUACCAAAUCGUCCCCAUCCCGUAGACGUUUCGGCCCCUGAUCACCGAGACGUUUCGGCCCUUAUUAUUUUUUGUUUUUAUUUCUAAAUAUUUCUAAAUAUAAGUAAAACAUGUAAUUUCAUUUGUUAUUUUUAUAGACAAAGCUAUAUACAUGCAUACAAAGGUAUAGAUAAAAAUAGAUUUAAAGAAAAUAUCUGUACACUUGAAAACAUUUUUUUUAUUUUAUUUCUAAAUAUAAGUAAAAAACUUUAAUUUCAUUUUUUUUUAUUUUAAUAGACAAAGCUAUAUACAUGCAUACAAAGGUAUAGAUAAAAAUAGAUUUAAAGAAAAUAUCUGUACACUUGAAAACAUAUUUUUAUUUUAUUUCUAAAUAUAAGUAAGAAACUUGUAAUUUCAUUUUUUUUUUUUAAUAGACAAAGCUAUAUACAUGCAUACAAAGGUAUAGAUAAAAAGUUUAAGAAAAUAUCUGUACACUUGAAAACAUGUAAAUGUAAAGAUUUAUUCACGAGAUAAUUUUAUAAAACGAAAUAGAUUUGAAGAAGAAAUGUUUAAACUUCAUUUUUUUUAAAUAAUUUUUAAAUAUUAUACAUAAUUAUGUUGCUAAUGUUAUGUAUAAUGACAUGUCCAUUGUCUAACAUCAGUCUUGACCAAACACCUAUCGCCCGCCGUAGAUGGCACCAACAUUUUUCAGGAACUCCUCGCAGGCGACCCUAUGGGAAUCGUAUGAGUCCCACUCAUCCAUGAUCCUGGCGUUGAUGUCUCUGUAACACUCUCGACAUAAGUUAUACAUUUUAUGAAAUUCAGUUAUUUAUAUUCAAAUCAGUCAAUGAUGAAAAUAACUAUUAUUAAUCUUAUAUUGAAUACGUAUGCAAAACCAUACUGGCUUAAACGGUGUUUUUAGACAGACGGUCUUAUGGCGAAUUGUCACAUUCCACAAAGGUAUCAGGUGUUGGAAUUGUGACACUUUGUCUUUACAAGCUUAUAAAUACGUCUACAAGGUUUGUUCCGACUUUCCCAACCGCUUAUUCUCACACUUUAAGAUGAACACAAAUUAUCUCUUCGCACCUCAAACAGAAUAUUAUUUCACUUUUUUAUUAUGGAUUUAUUGUUUUACUCUUUUUAAAAUGCAUAUUUAUUGUAGAAUAUCUGUAGAACUAUCAAGUUGUCACUUGUUUGCAAUUCAUAUCUAUAAAACAAGCAUUAUUUCCUAAUUAUGUAUAGAUAAAACACUAAUUGUGAAAAAAUAAUAAUUAAUAAUUAUUCUGGAGCAAUAGUAUACCGCAUAGAUAACAAAUUCAUGGUUGAAACGUAAAGGCAUUUUUAAAAACGCAACACGUUUAAAACAAAUGGUACCCAAUUUUAGAAACGAUUUAAUAUAUAUACUUACGUUCUUUAUAUUACUCAAAUCUUCUUAAAUCAACUGUAAAUAACAUUAACAAAUUAAAGACAACUAUUCGUUCACACGUAUUUGAAUGUCUUUUUCACACCCACAACACUAACAGUUUGCCUUGCAAAAAAGAACGCAUGGUUCAAAAACAAAUUUUCUUUGACGUCUUUAAUGAUCAAUUAAUAAUUACUACUACUUAUAACAGUUAUAACAAAUAAACUUUCUUAGAUUUUCUAACAUUUUAUAUCAAAAAUCAGGGUAAAUAGUUAUUUAGAUUUUAAUUAUAUUUUUUAUAUCAGUCAUAUCAAUGUUUUUUGUCUAUUUGUAAAUUUCAAGAUUUUAUUUACAACUUAUUUACAGAUCUCAUUUACAUUUAUAAGACGACCUACAAUGUUUUUCUUUAUACUCAAGAUAAAAAAUAAAAUAAAAUUAAGGGGCCGAAAUGUCUCAGUUGAAAAUCACGAAGGGGCCGAAACGUCUCGAGUCAUUUUAAUUAAGGGGACGAAAUGGCAGUGCCGAAACAUCUUAGGGGCCGAUUUGUCUUGCUUCCUUGCAUUGUACAGGAGCUGGUCAUGGACCUUUGCCGUCCUUCAUCCAGAGCCUUCCAUAGCGAUGGCAGAUAUAUCGCUGCUUGGAUCAACACUUUACCACGCUGUUGAGUCCAGGAUCUCAGUAGCAGCCAUGACAACAUCAACAGAAUGACAUCUGCCUAUGGAUGUAUACAUUUUGCACCUCUUUCUUGUACUGGGAGGGGUGUUACCACCAUAUGCCAAAGCUUUACACGAGAAGCACAUCCACAACAUUGUGCAAGAUGCCUUAACCCAAGCAGGAGUAGAAAUACAGGAUCUUGAUGCAGUUGCAGUAGCGGUGGAGCCAGGGCUUCCUCUCAGUCUUGAUGUUGGGCUCAAACAUGCUCAGAAACUUGUGAUGGAAAAUAGAGUACCACUGAUACCUGUACAUCAUAUGGAGGCCCAUGCCCUUACGGCCAGAAUGAUUGACAGUGUAGAGUUCCCCUUCCUUGUACUACUGGUGAGUGGGGGGCACUGCUUGCUAGCCGUUGCCAGGGACAUUGAUGACUUCUUGUUGCUAGGCAGCAGCAUUGACAACGCCCCUGGAGAGAUUUUUGACAAGGUUGCACGUAGAAUGAAACUAAAGAAUCUCCCACAAUGCUAUGGAAAAAGUGGCGGGGCCUCGAUAGAAUUAAUGGCCCAGCAAGGCGAUCCAGACAUGUUUGAGGCUCCACACGUGUACACUAAAAGCCGGAGUUGUAAUUUCUCGUUUGCGGGCAUGAAGGCCCACUACUGUACUUACAUUGAACAAGAGGAAAAAAAACAAGGUAUUGUAGCCAGUGGGGUGAUCUCUAAUGCCGCUGAUGUCUGUGCAUCCUUCCAGUUUGCCGUUCUACGACACAUGUGUCGCCCUAUAGAAAGGGCAUUCAGGUUCUGUGACUACAACAACCUUCUGCCAGAAACCAAAACACUGGUUGUUUCUGGAGGUGUUGCAUGUAACCAAUACUUACGAGCGGGACUACAGCGCGUGUGUGACAAAUAUGGAGCACGAUUGGUCGUCCCUCCUCCUCACCUAUGUACUGAUAAUGGCAUUAUGAUCGCAUGGAAUGGCAUGGAAAAGCUUCUAGCUGGUCGUGGAAUAGCAGAUGACCCAAUUGCUGUAAAAUUUAAGCCCAAAAGUCCAUUAGGUCAAGACAUCAGCGAAGAAGUCACCAGAGAAAACAUUAAAGUGAUACCAAUGAAAUUGUGACACAUUUUGUUGCUUGUUGUUGUUAUGAAUAUAUAUGUAAAAUAUA